CCCUUCAAGAUUAAGGAGAGCGCCACGUUCUUCAUGACGGCCAAGUUCCGCGUCCAGCACGAGAUUCUCAGCGGACUGCAGUACGUGCAGAUUGUCAAGCGCAAGGGUAUCCGUGUUUCCAAGGACACGGAGAUGCUGGGCAGCUUCGCUCCCAACACAGACAAGACACCCAUCUACACCAAGACUUUCCCCGAAGAGGUCGCUCCCUCGGGCAUGCUCCUGCGUGGCACCUACUACGCCUUCACGAGCUUCGUCGACGACGACAAGAAGGUUCACCUGGCUUUCGAGUGGAGUUUCGACAUUGCCAAGGACUGGUAGAGGGCCGGACGCAAACGACGAACUGAUGACGACGGACUAAGGAGGGACAAGGACGAUGAGACGCAAAUGACUUGGCCAUGACAGCCUGUCCAACAUGCGCUCUUGUCAUGCUCCUGCUUUCGGAUAAAGUCCUUCGCUUGCUUUUACUCACUUACGAAUCAAUGCGAUGAAAUGC
Molecule: messenger RNA, 493 nt
Organism: Verticillium alfalfae VaMs.102
Lineage: Eukaryota; Fungi; Ascomycota; Sordariomycetes; Glomerellales; Plectosphaerellaceae
Product: rho GDP dissociation inhibitor
Exons: 3
Coding region: 34-318 (94 amino acids)
Biological process (GO): Rho protein signal transduction
Cellular component (GO): membrane; cytoplasm; cytosol
Molecular function (GO): Rho GDP-dissociation inhibitor activity; protein binding
Source: RefSeq, a predicted model, not a curated record